AUGACACAGAGCGUCGGACUCAAUGGGGAACAAAUUGAUAUGCUUCGUCCUUUAUUCACAAAGCACACAAAAGGUAUAGAAUUCAUUUCCAAGAAUGAAAUCGUAAAUAUAGGACAAAGAAUUGGCGUGGAUAAUUUUUCAGAUUUUGAUUACGAUAGAGAUGUGACUAUCGCUCGAAAAUUAGAAGAUUUCUUGGUAUUUUUGGCCAAUAAUGACAAGAUAACUGACACCUUUACACGAAAUUUAUCAUCCUUCGAAGUAAGACUUUACGUGGGCAUGUUUAGAGAAAAAGACCAAAGGGGUGAUGGUCUACUUACCUACACAGAAGUAUUAGAAGUUAUUAAGCCUUUACAUCUAGACAAAUGGACUAAUAGAAUUUGUCUUGUCCGUUCCGUCAAUCAAUGUACAAUAGACGGAUUUAAAAAAGAUGAAAAAACUAACGCCUUGGAGUUCUUAUACCGCAUGUGGGCAAUAAAACCAGAAGGUAAAGGUUUAGACAGAAGUCAAGUUCAGGAAGCGAGCGAUUUACAAAAGCAUCACAAAAAUAUAUAUCACGAUCAAAUUGUCCCUGAGGCAAUAACACUGUUUUUGAAAAGGGCAUCUAUAGUUAAAGAGGACUACGAAGGCAAACUUGCUUUUGGUUCUAAACGAAAGUCUUUCUUGGAGUUGCAAGAGCUGUUAGUAGUUUCUGCAGAACACAAAAACAAUACCAAAAUUAAACCAGUAUAUUCUACCUGUUCGGUUAGAUAUGUUAUAUGGGAUUUCUUCCAGCGAGACACUGACAAAGAUGGUACACUCAAUAAAGAUGAAGUUUUAAGAUUGGUGAUAUGUUACAUGGACGCCUGGAACAAAGAAAACAGAAAUAUUGACACUUUUAUGCUGGCACACGAUUCCAAUAGAGACGGACACUUGGACAUCGCGGAGUUCUUCAAGGCGCUAUUUCAGGAGAAUAUAUCUCUAUCAAAGUGUGAAAUAAAAUAAAGUAUGAUUAACCCUGA
This is a messenger RNA of Adelges cooleyi (spruce gall adelgid), 998 nucleotides long. RefSeq lists its product as uncharacterized. The record is from RefSeq and is a predicted model, not a curated record. Bases 1 to 981 code for a protein of 326 amino acids. The transcript is spliced from 9 exons. NCBI's taxonomy places the organism in Eukaryota, Metazoa, Arthropoda, Insecta, Hemiptera, Adelgidae. Gene Ontology annotation, molecular function: calcium ion binding.